UAGUUUCAAUUUCUCCAACAGGGCACUAGCCUUACCUCCUUCUACGACCAGAAAGAAUAUAUUGGAAGAAGUGCCUACUACUGGAAGAAAACUUUGCUUGCUUUGAAAAUGAUCAAAAAGCACAAAAGUAUUCCUGAGCCUACUGAUCCUCUGUUCAACCAUUUCCAUAGUGUGGACAUUCAGGUCUUUCAGGUUGCAGCCUAUGAAGAAGAGGCACAUAUAGCAUUUGCAAUGUUGGACGCGGUUGAAGGCAAAACCGAUGAUGCUUUAUUAGCAUUUGAAGCUAUUAAGAACGUGGUUUCAUACUGGAAUCUUGCCAUACUUUGCCAAAGAAAGGCAGAGGAGAUUGAGAGCGAUGAUAUGUUGCCAGAAGAACAAGAAGAGCACAAAACCUAUCUUCUUAAAAGAAAGCAUUACCUGAUGAAGAUCAUCAAUGAAAGCUCCUCUGAUCCAUCAGUAGCUGACAAACUGCCAGUAUCUAUGGAAACUGUAACGGAAAUGCUGAAUGCAGUGAGCCAGGAGCUUGGGGAGAAUGAUGAAGAGGAAAGUUUUGCCUCCGGAAACAUCUCACAAGCUGCACAUCUGGAAGUAAAACAUUCCAUUCCAUCACCUAAGAAAUUAUCUUUCUCACCAACUAAUACCUACAAGUUUUCUCCUAAAACUCUUCCUCAGUGGGCAGAAGAUCAUAAGUCCUUACUUCAGAUGCUCUGUCAGCAAGUGGAAGCUUUAAAGAAUGAAAUGCAGGAAAUGAAACUCAACAGUUCCAACGUAAGUGUAUCAUCUCAUCGGUGGCCUGCUGAAAGCUAUGGAACUGAUCCUAUGCCAGAUGGUUAUCAGAGAGCACAAAAUCUUCAUGAAGCUCCUUUAACGGUUGCUACCACUGGCCCAUCUGUGUACUAUAGCCAGUCACCUGCUUAUAACUCACAGUAUCUUCUAAGAACUGCUGCAACCAAUGUAACACCAACAAAGGCGCCUGUCUACGGCAUGAACAGACUUGCACCUCAGCAACAUAUAUAUGCUUAUCAACAACCGAUCCACACCCCACCUCUGCAGAACACUUGUGCCGGUGUGUUUCCUCAAGACAUCUAUGCUACACCUUUGCGUUUUGAUGCUCCUGCUGCUGGAAUCAUUUCACCUCGUGGAGGCGAUGAUUACUACAACUACAGUGUUCCACAGGCGAGCACCAAUCCACCACUACCUGAACCAGGCUAUUUUACAAAACCUUCGGUUGCACCCACGACUUUAAAACCUGCAGAAUCCAAAGGGGUAGAAUUUUCAAAAGCUAAAUUUGGGCAGCCGGGAGCAGCUGAAGGGUCGAAGCCGCCUCAGCCAACAACUUUUAAAUUCAACCCUAACUUCAAAUCUAAUGAUGGGGACUUCACCUUUUCUUCUCCUUUAGCUGCCACACAGCCUGCUAAUGGAGCUUUUAACAGCAGUGAACGCCUUUUGAAGCUUUUAACAUCAGACAAACCUUUACAAGAUGAGAGGUGCAUUGAACAAAAAGGAGUUAACAGUCAUGCAAGUGGCCAAAGAAAUGUCUUCAGUUUCAGUAAUAAGCAUACUUCAGGUGUCUCUCUUACAGACAGCGUGGGACAAAAUGCGCAUAAAAACCUGUCUUUUGAGAAGAGUGAAAUGUUUAACUUCCAAGAACCAAGCAAGCAAUUAUUUAUGACUUCAAAUUCUGACUUGGCCAAUAGAAGUCAUGAAACAGAGGGAGGAAGCACCCAUGGUGGUGAUGAGGAUGAUGAUGGACCUCAUUUUGAACCUGUGGUGCCACUCCCUGACAAGAUUGAAGUAAAGACAGGCGAGGAAGAUGAAGAAGAGUUCUUCUGCAACAGAGCUAAACUGUUCCGGUUUGAUGCAGAAUCUAAAGAGUGGAAAGAAAGAGGUAUUGGAAAUGUGAAAAUACUGAAACACAAAGUAUCUGGCAAAUUCCGUCUCUUAAUGAGAAGGGACCAAGUACUAAAAAUCUGUGCAAAUCACUACAUAAAUACUGAUAUGAAAUUAACUCCAAAUGCUGGAUCAGAUAGAUCAUUUGUAUGGCAUGCUUUAGAUUAUGCAGAUGAGCUGCCAAAGCCAGAACAGCUGGCAAUUCGAUUUAAAACACCAGAGGAAGCAAUGCUUUUCAAAAGUAAGUUUGAGGAGUGUCAGAAUAUGUUAAAAACAUCAGGAUCAAGUGCUGAUGCAUCCUUGACUCGGAGCACUGGAACUGCUAAAGAGGCAACAAGUCAAGAUACCAAGGAGUCUUGCGGGUCAACAUUAGGGAUCUUGAACUCCGUAUUUCGGUUCUCAAAAGAUAGUGUGACCAGCGAAUCUGACAGCAAAGGCAGUUUUACAUCAACGUCAACUGCCCCUGGCACUUUUUCAUUUGGAAAGGAAGCCAUACAAACCUAUUCCUCUGGUGGAUUUGGACAGUCUCCCUUGAAGAAGAAUCAGUGGGAGUGUAAAGUAUGUUUAGUUCCAAACGAAGCAACUGCUAAGAACUGUGUCUCAUGCCAAAGCCCAAAUCCAGAUGUGUGGGACACACAUGGCAUCCCGGUAAGUGAAUCUGCUGCAAGUUUCAAAGCCAGCAGUAGUGCCACACAGGACAAAUUAGGAUCUGCCUUUGCUAAAAAGGAAGGUCAGUGGGACUGUAGUAUCUGUUCAGUCAGAAAUGAACCCACUGCCACAAAAAGUGUUGCCUGCCAGAAUCCAAGCAAAACUAAUUCAGAAGUAUCUCCUCAACAAUUUUCCUUUAAACUGGAACGACUAGAUGCUCCAAAGACCACUCAGAAUGAGUUGGGAACUGCUUUUUCACUGAAAGGUCAGUGGAACUGCUCUGUACGCCUCACCCAGAGCAAAGCAAAUGAUGAAAACUGUCGUUCUUGUCACAGUCCUAACUCUCAAGGUCAACCACAUGUGCCAGUAUCUGCUGUUCAGGCGCUUCCUGCUCCCAGCUUUGGAUCUGCUACUGACGCAGGUAAACCUCAGAAGAAUGCAUUUGCAGAGCUUUUUGCUAAAAAGGAAGGACAGUGGGAUUGUAAUACUUGUUUUGUAAGGAACGAAGGUUCCUCACCAGCUUGUGUAUCUUGCCAAACACCAAAUCCAUCUAGUAAGCCUACCAGUGAUGUUUCGUUGUUGACUUCUGACUUGAAAAGUAAAUCAUCUGAACCUGUUGGAGGACAACUGGGAACGGGUUUUAAGUGUGAAUUCUUAGGAAAAAGCUUUAAGUUUGGUCAUGCUGAUCAAGGGAAAACACCAGCAUUUACAUUUCAGAAUCUUGGAGAUGCUGAAGCAAAACCUGCAAAGGAAGGAUUUAACUUUUCAAUGUUGAUGCCUCCAGGUGGAUUUAAAUUUGGCAUACAGGAAUCCAAUAAAAAUACUAGUAAGAAAGAUGAUCCACCCAAGGAGUGUACAACAGACUUGAAAAACAUUGACGAAAAAGACAAAAAUGAACUGCCUUCAAGUAGUGGAGUUACACUCCAAUCUGAGGAAACAGCAGACAAGGACAAGGGUGAGUUUACUUUUGGCCAGAACAGCAGUAGUACUUUUACUUUUGCUGAUCUUGCAAAAAGUACCCCCAGUGAAGGCUUUCAGUUUGGCAAAAAAGAUCCUAACUUUGAAGGCUUCUCAGGUGCAGGUGAACAGCUGUUUUCUUCAAAGGUUUCUCAGACUGGUCACAGAGCAAGCACCUCUGCUGAUCUUGGUGAAAAGGAUGACGAUGUGUACAAGACUGAGGACAGUGAUGAUAUUCAUUUUGAACCGAUAGUUCAGAUGCCUGAAAAAGUAGAGCUGUUUACAGGAGAGGAGGAUGAGAAAGUGCUGUACUCCCAAAGAGUGAAGCUAUUCAGGUUUGAUCCAGAAACAAGCCAGUGGAAAGAACGUGGGGUGGGCAACCUGAAGAUUCUUAAAAAUGAAGUGAAUGGCAAAGUAAGGAUACUCAUGCGACGCGAGCAGGUACUGAAGGUAUGUGCAAAUCACUGGAUCACAACAACUAUGAACUUGAAACAGCUGUCGGGCUCAGACAAAGCAUGGAUGUGGAUGGCCAGUGACUUCUCUGAUGGCGAUGCAAAGCUGGAACAGCUGGCAGCGAAGUUCAAAACACCAGAGCAGGCUGAGGAGUUCAAACAGAAGUUUGAAGAGUGUCAGAAGCUACUGCUAGAUAUACCACUGCAGACACCCCAUAAACUUGUCGAUACGGGCAGGACAGCUCAGCUUAUACAGAAAGCAGAAGAAAUGAAGACCGGCUUAAAAGAUCUCAAAACGUUUCUGACGGAUGACAAAACUAAACUAGCAGAAGAAGAAAACGUAAACUCUGCCUGUGCUGGUGGCACUUCUGAUUCUGUUACAGAGCCACACGCUGAAGGUACUGGGCCUGCUGUGGAGUGGAGCAACUGUGAGCUGCGUGAGGAAGCAUUGGAUGACAGCUUAAGUAGCUCUGUGUAUGCAUCACCUCUUGCAAGCAGCCCUGUAAGGAAAAAUCUGUUUAGAUUUGGAGAGUCUACAGCAGGCUUCAAUUUCAGCUUUAAAUCUGCCUUGAGUCCAUCCAAAUCUCCUGCCAAGCAGAACCAGAGUGGAACAUCUGUGGGCACGGAUGAAGAUUCUGAUCUUACUCAAGAGGAGGAGAGAGAUGGGCAGUACUUCGAACCUGUAGUACCUCUGCCUGACCUUGUGGAAGUGACUAGUGGCGAGGAAAAUGAGCAAGUUGUCUUCAGUCAUAGAGCUAAACUCUAUAGAUACGAUAAAGACACAAACCAAUGGAAGGAGAGAGGUAUUGGGGAUAUCAAGAUACUGCAGAACUAUGACAGCAAACAAGCACGUAUAGUAAUGAGAAGGGAUCAGGUACUAAAACUCUGUGCCAACCACAGAAUAACGCCAGAUAUGAAUAUGCAACAAAUGAAAGGAUCUGACAGAGUAUGGGUGUGGACCGCAUGCGAUUUUGCAGACGGGGAAAGGAAAGUAGAGCUGCUGGCAGUGCGGUUCAAACUGCAGGAUGUUGCAGACUCGUUUAAGCAAACUUUUGAUGAAGCAAAGCAAGCCCAAGAGAAAGGCACAUUGAUAACGCCUCACGUUUCUCGUACCAAUACAGCAAAAGAAUCUCCUUGUGGUAAGAACGCUGUAGCUGUACUGGAAGAAACUACCAGGGAAAGAACUGACCUCAGCCAUGGUGAUGAUACUUCUGACACUGUUGUAGAAGCUUUAGAGGUAUCGAGAAGUACCUCUGAAACGCCACCCAAAACAGUGGUUUCUCCUCCAAAGUUUGUAUUUGGAUCUGAAUCUGUCAAGAGCAUUUUCAGUAAUGAGAAGUCAAAGACAUUCACAUUUGGAAAUACUUCAGCCACCGGUUCCCUCUUUGGAUUCAGCUUUAAUCCUCCAAGAAAAAGCACAGAUGAUAUUUCAGCAUCUCAGAAAGCAGAACAGAAAAAAGUGGGAGUAGCUGAACCAUCCAAAAGCUGCAGUGCAUCUCAGAAACCUUUGGACAGCAAGGCAUCCAAUGUGGCUCCCUCAGCACAAGAUGGACCCUCCAACUUCUCAUUUAAAAUUCUGGAAAAAGGAUUUAAUUUUAGCCUUUUUAAAUCUAAUCCAAUGGCCUUUUGGACAAGCACAUCUUCCUUGCAACCUGCUAGUAAAGGUAUUUACACGCUGCACUGAAUGUGUGAUGAAAAACACUUGAGCAGG
This is a messenger RNA of Lagopus leucura (white-tailed ptarmigan), 5658 nucleotides long. Its product is annotated as E3 SUMO-protein ligase RanBP2-like. The record is from RefSeq and is a predicted model, not a curated record. Gene Ontology annotation, cellular component: cytoplasm; nuclear pore. Gene Ontology annotation, molecular function: GTPase activator activity. Lineage: Eukaryota; Metazoa; Chordata; Aves; Galliformes; Phasianidae. The transcript has 9 exons. The coding region runs from base 109 to 5631 and encodes 1840 amino acids. Gene Ontology annotation, biological process: NLS-bearing protein import into nucleus.